This is a messenger RNA of Xylaria bambusicola, 714 nucleotides long. RefSeq lists its product as uncharacterized. NCBI's taxonomy places the organism in Eukaryota, Fungi, Ascomycota, Sordariomycetes, Xylariales, Xylariaceae. The record is from RefSeq and is a predicted model, not a curated record. The coding region runs from base 1 to 714 and encodes 237 amino acids. The transcript is spliced from 2 exons.
AUGAGCGGAAGGCCCCCGAGACAACGCGAGUCCGAUACAUGGCGGUAUUUCCUGCCUCAGCACCCCGAUAUAGAGAAUGAUGUUCAGCGCGAGUCCCAGAACGGUGGUCCCAGUAGUGAAGCAUCUGGAUCAGGCUCACGGCGUCUACAUAACCCAGCAGCACCCAAAACCUUCCAGCCUGGGGAUUUCCUGAAUGGUUCGGACGGACAAAACGCGUCGGGCAACCCUAACGUUUCCCUUCCUUCCAUGCACGCCUCACCUACCGAGGGGACACCCAGAGUCAACGAAGCUGUCCAAAUGAGCCAGCAUUACGACCCGAAGGAGGAAUGGCAAAAUAAUGAGCUCGACUACAGACCGAUUCCAGCGCACUACCGUCCAGGGUGGUACUAUUGCCCUGCGUGCAAGGCUGAAAAACUCGCGGAGGAAUUUGCGAAUCCAUAUGGCGGCCGUAUGGGUCCAUCUUGCGCGUCCUGCGUUCACCACCAUAGGUCCGUGAAGGCACCUAAAGGUGAAACAUACAUCGUCUGCGGCGUAUGCAGACGUUGCCUCCCGGUAUCUGAGUUCGCGUUCGAGAACAAGAAGAAAAAAAUAUACUAUGGGGGUUGCGAGCCCUGCAGAAACGGAAAAAGAAGCCCGGUUGAUCAACGGGUUCAGCUGGUUUCUGCGGUGUUCCGUGAUCGGGACUGGCUACCUGCGAAUAAUGGGGCAUCUUAA